Messenger RNA from Rotaria sp. Silwood2, 429 nucleotides. NCBI's taxonomy places the organism in Eukaryota, Metazoa, Rotifera, Eurotatoria, Philodinida, Philodinidae. The record is from the annotation of a GenBank genome assembly.
AUGGCUGCCUCUGACAAUUUGAUCUACGUUCCAAGCCUGGAUAAAGCUUUUCAUGUUACGAAGAAUGCAUUGUUUAAAAUUACGUUUCAAGGUUCAUUUUGGAAUGGGGAUAACGAUGUCAAUUAUUAUUAUCAGAUCAUGGUAAAUGACUAUCUCAUUAUCGGGAAUUCACUUGUACGAAAUAAUAACAAACAAGUUCAUGGAGAUGGAGGUGUUGCUUAUGUCCAACACACUGCAACUGCUUCAAUCACAGUAACACGCAUAGCUAUGGUGUUUCUUCCUCCAGGCACCUAUACGUUUAACAUUGGUGUACGAGCUGAAAUGGCAUCCGGUUCCGUAGCAAGAGGGAUUGUUAUGUAUGAAUUAACACAGUUUGUCGAUAAUAAUGAUGAUUUGGGUGAUUACAAACUAGCUAUACUUCCAAACUAA